GCCAGCGCGUACAGUACGAUUACAGUUAGUGAACAAUCGCCGUAUGCAGAACCGGGCCAUUCCUGCCAGGGACACUAGUUCCUCAGAGCUUAACGCACUGCUAUGGACCUUUUCGAGUUCGACUUCUUCAGAGACUGGGAACUGGAGCAAUCGUGUCACUACGAACAGGAUCGGAAUGCGCUGAGGAGAAAAGAAUGGGAACGACGGAGCCAGGAAGUCCAUCAAGAUGAAGAUCUGUUUGCCUCAAGUUUUAAUCUAUUCAGUGAACCCUACAAGACCAGCAAAGGCGAUGCUCUCUCCAGCCGGGUGCAGAACACUUUAGGGAACUACGACGAAAUGAAGGACCUGCUGACCAACCGUUCCAACCAGAGUCACCUUGUGGGCAUCCCCAAGUCUUUGAUUCCGCAGACUCCCGUGGAGAAAAUGGAGCAGACUUUCUUCAAUGAGCCCAGAACUAAAAUGGUGCCGUCCCACCAAAGUGGCAAUCAUUCCUCCUCUUGCAUGCCCCCGCCUUCCUCUUGUCUGUCACUGAGCUCCCCGCUGUUGCACGGGCACCAGAGCAAGAAGUCGCGGGUGGACUGGUCUCGCGGUGGGCACGGCUCAGCGAGCGGGCACGGUGUGCAGUCUAACAGUCAGCCUGGCAGCCAGCAGGGCAGGGAGAAGCACCCUUCCACACACGAGCAAGCCCAGGACAGGUACAGCGACUUGUACAACAGUCAGAGUGAGCUGCACAAAAGUGACCUGCAGGUUGGUCUGGAUGAAUGUGUUAAGCUGCAGUCGUCCAGUCCCACUACCACCUCACGGUCCAAGAGGCACAGCCACUCCAAGCCAACCGGUGGCGAUCACUCCUAUAAAGACAGCUGCCACCUGAAAUCUCCCAUUGACAAUGAUGCUGGCUCCUAUUCUUGUGGAUCUCCAGUCCCGUCCACGUCCCUGAUACCCAGCAGCAGUGCUCUCUCCACUCAGAACUUCCCUCCGGGACUUCACUCCAAGUCCAGCGUGCUGCAGCAGAAGCCUACAGCCUAUGUUAGACCAAUGGAUGGGCAGGAGCAAGCCCCCAUUGAGUCACCUGAGCUGAAGCCACUCAUGGAAAUCGAGGAUGCUUUCAGCAGCCAGGCAUUCGGAAGCCUCCUGGAUGUAAAGCCUAGCACAGCAGGCACCAAGUGCAAGUUACCAAAGCUGACGAUACCUCAACCAGGCGAGGUCAGUCUUUCCAACGAGACCAGCUGUGUGGAAGAAAUACUGCGGGAGAUGACACAUUCAUGGCCUCCUCCCUUAACUGCGAUACAUACACCUGGCAAGGCCGAGACAACCAAGUUCCCGAUCCCAAGCAAGGAUUCUCAGCAUCUAACCUCCGGGUACAAUGGACAAAAACGGUGUGAUGUUCAAGGGAAGCCUCCAACCAAGUCAGCGCCACAGAAAUCGAUGCUGGAGGACGAUUUGAAGCUCAGUAGUGACGAGGACGAGAGUGAACAGGCAGAAAAAACCAAGAUUCGACCCAUUGCUGUAAAUAACAGCACUUUGCAGAAUUCCCACGGAGCAGCCUCUGGUCACUCCAGCGGUGGAUGCAGCAGCUCAAGCGAGUCUGGGAGCAGUUCGGAAUCCGACUCAGACAGUGAAAGCAGCUCCAGUGACAGUGAAUGCAACGAGGCUUCCCGCACGGCAACACCAGAGCCCGAACCACCAUCGACCAACAAGUGGCAGCUGGACAAAUGGCUGAACAAAGUCACCUCCCACAGCAAGACCAUCAUCAACAACCAAACCGACUGUGAUGCGCUGAGCGACCCCCAGUCCCAAAGCAACCAAGAGAUCGACGCACAGAUCAAAGGGAAGCAGUUUCUUUCGUUGCCUCAGCCAGAUUCCAAAGAUCGGGUCCUACUUGGCCCCAUCAGGGAGAAAGCCAAACCAAGGUCAGCUCCGAAAGUGCCGGAAGGGAAGCUGGUGAAGCAGAAAUCCCCCGUGUACAACGAGCCGGCUCUGCCAAGGAGGACCACGGGCAAGUCUCAGCCCAGGAGGGUGGAGCGGACUCCAAGUGUUGAUGAGCACGCCUGGCUCCGGCCCAGUAACCCCAGCAGCACCCCCAAAGACAGAGAUGGGCGAGGAAGCUCGGCUGACCAACCCAAAGCCAAGGCAAAAGCAGCCAGUGGCAAGGCAGGGCCCAGGAAGGAACCGCGGAGUACUGCAGCGGCCACUGUGGAUAAAAAGAAGCACCGUGUGCCUGGUAAGAUUGUGCCUAAAUCGAGGGAGUUUGUGGAGACUGAUUCAUCGGACUCACACACGGACCAUGAGGAGGUCACGGCGGGGAAAGUAUCGGCCCCUCCCACUGUGGCCAACAACUCAGUGAAACCUAAGGACUGCGUGAGCAUCACGAGUUGUGCCAAUGCCUGUACAGACGGCGCGACCCUGGAGCAAGGGGCCAUCGACUUGGAAGAACAACCAUUUUCGCCUCUCCCACUCCCACAGAACGAACUUCUGUCCCCACUGAGGGACUACGAGGAGAUUAAAUCACUCUGGGUGAAAUUAGAUCUCAGUCUUUUGUCUCGGAUCCCCGGGCAAGCAGUAGAAGAGACUGUGUCCAACAAUACAGAGGUUAGACAGUCCAACAGUAAACACAACUAUCAGUCCCCUUCACCGGUGACGGAUAAGAAUGCCAUUAAAACCAAACGGAAACACAAGAUGGAGAACACGGAAGGUCUUUGUGAACUCAAGAAGCCGCACACGGAGAAAGAGUCCACAGCCCCAAUGCUGCUGCCUGCCAGCUGCUCGACCAGUUCCAGCCACAAGAUCCUGAACAACAAAGAGCUCACGAAACAGUUGACGAAAAGGGAGAGGAAGUUCCCGCCCCCGCUCUCGCCACUGCCAGAUGAACCCGAGGCGAAACGCCGGAACAGCGAGAGCAGCUCCCUCAGCCAAGACAGCAGCAACAGCUCCAUGCCAACCAGUGCCUCACAGCCCUCCGUGCAACACAAGCACCGCAAACCCGACAGCAAGCCCUUAUGCCAUGCAAAAAAUCCCACUGAGACUGAAUCGCAUCCCAGCUUGUCAAGCAGUAUCCAUGAAAACAGCCAAUCGCAAGCAGAUCCUUGGACGUUAAUAUCUAAUGGUCAUUCAGAACCUAGAAGACCUAAGUUAACCUUUGAUGACACGUCUCAUAAUGCUGAUUACUACAUGCAAGAGGCCAAGAAGCUGAAACACAGAGCUGAUGCACUGCUUGAUAAGUUUGGAAAAGCAGUUAAUUAUGCAGACGCUGCACUAUCAUUCAUUGAAUGUGGAAAUGCGAUGGAGCGUGAUCCAUUAGAGGCGAAAUCCCCAUAUACCAUGUAUUCUGAGACCGUGGAACUCAUCAGGUACGCCAUGAGGUUAAAGAAUUUCACCGGUUCCUUGGCAACGAUAGCAGACAAGAAACUGGCAGUUUUAUGCUACCGAUGCUUGUCGCUUCUCUACUUGAGGAUGUUCCGACUUAAGAAAGACCACGCCAUGAAAUAUUCCCGAUCCUUGAUGGAAUAUUUUAAGAGUUCCUCGAAAGCCUCGCAAGUUCCGUCUCCUUGGGGAACAAACGGAAAAACCACAGGAACAGCCUCCCCAUUGUCACCCAGUCCAUCUCCAGUCAGCUCCGUUGGGUCUCACGGGAGCAGCACAAGUACUACUGGAUCCUCACCCUCAGCAACCAUCAGCAUACCACAACGGAUCCACCACAUGGCUGCCAGCCACGUCAACAUCACCAACAACAUCCUCAGGAGUUACGAGCACUGGGACACUGCUGACAAGUUGGCCAGAGAGAACAAAGAAUUCUUUCACGAGCUGGACACACUGAUGGGAUCAUUAACACAACACAGCACUAUGACCACCCUGGUUCGCUAUACCCGGCAGGGACUCCAUUGGUUGAGGGUCGAAGCUCAUUUAUUGUAGUGACUGUGCUGCGUGCUGCUUGUUUUUUCAUUUAGUUUGCAUUUCCAUCUCUACCUCUGCCAGGAUCACGACUGGCGGAUUCCCUGCCAGUCCCAGGCUCUGGAUUGAGCCACCGGCAAUACAUCUCCUGCUGCGCUUCAGACUCACGGCGGCGUUAUGCGAUUGAGUGAUGCUCCCUCUGCCUGCAGCCACCAGACGACCUGAAGCCAGUAUUUCGGGGAGGGGAAGUCCGGCUGGGAGCGAGGAGUGGCGGAGCAAAGCACCAACAUCAUAUGUUUUUGUGCUUUCACCUGAGUUCAUCGACUUUGCUCGUCUUUGAAAUGACAACGGGUGUUUCACCAUGUUGUACACUGCCUGAAGGCUAAUACAAGGCAAAACAUGUUUAAAAUGGGAAAAAAAAGUGUCUGAUAAAAUAUGAAGGAAGCGACUAGGCUGAGUUACUAAUGGAAACCCCCAACAAGAAUUACACCGAAACAAUUCAUUGUUGCACUUUCUUGUAACUCAGACCAAGUGGGGAACAUGCUGGGCCGUUACAGAAUGCUGAAGUUCAGACUGACCCCUGAGAUCAGAACAGAGUCUGACCCUUACACAGGCAAGUCAUCUGACUCUUUAUACCCUUUUCUGAAGGAAAACACACUCAAGUAGAAAUGGAAAACCGUGCAUUAAACUGAAGUCCUCUCUACUUGCUUUCUGCAGAGUAGGAAUUCACCAUCUUCCAUGUUGUCAGGUAUGCCUUAGAGAUUGGUGAUCACAAGCACUUUUUUUUUGAGAAUAUUUAUUCGGAUAGAAUUCCUAACACCUAGGUGAUGUGUGAAGGAAAAAUUCCACGCUCCUGGCCUUGCCAUUUAUAAGGAAGAGUCCAAAACUUGGGCUGUGUAUAUUUUCGAAGGUGGUUUUUAACCCUUCCAACUGCUAUGAUAAUAUCAUCGGAAAUAUUUGGCUUCUAUUUUCUGUACCUGGAGAUCUUAGCUCCUCUCUUUCAUAUUCUUCUGAUUUUUUUUAAAUUACAUUAUGCAACAUCUUAACCCACACCAAAAUAUGGAACAGAAAACGGCCUCCAACUGUGAUAAUUUGCUAUUUGAACAUUUUUGGAGAACGGAAGGUUUGAAGAACUAAGAUUUCUCCGAGAUGGAUGAAAGGAUUAAAAAAAAACAAACGCCUGAAGUUAUCUUUGCACGAGUACUUAACGUGCUUCAGUGAAAUUCCUCACUGUUUCAUUUUAGUGGGACAUGGCGUUAACCUGUGUCAGAUACAUGAGUUGGCACCUCCCCAUAAAUAGCUGAGGGUGGAAUUUCAGAAAGGAGUGCUGAGUGCUCAUAUGCAGAUAUCUCAUGGCACCUGUCCAGGAUCAAGAUCUGCAACGUUCACUGACUACUCAAAUCUACCAAGGAUCCUCAAUGUCAAAUUAUAUCAAAAUGCAUCUCAACCUAAAAUAACUGAAGCAAGCAGCACAAGAGAUCCUGUUCACUUGAUGAUGAUCUCAACUGAGGUUUAUAUGUAGCCAGAUAGAGAUGAUUAUGGGUGGUUUUUGGUGGAAGCAUUACAUGCAAUAUCAGUUCUUAUCAAUUAAGUGCCAUUUAGUUGUCCUUAAAGCAUUCCUCAGCCUGUCUCUGGUAAAAGGUACAAUUAUCAUGAAUGCAAUGUCCAUCAUAUGUCGAUAAUGGUUGAGCUUCAAAGGAUAAAUGCAAUGCAACAAAAUCUUAAAGAAGAACUCACGUUGGGUAUUUUAAUAGGAUGCAUAUCUGACAAAUGCAGAGAUGGAAAAGAUUAGGAUACGCAAAGCUGUCUGUGCCUUAUUAACUUUUGAAAGCACAGCCAUAUCCAAUAGGAGAUAGAGUUCAUGGGCACAGAAACAGUGGAGUGGGUGGCUGCACACAUGGGUAAGUCACAAAAUUUGAAUACCUUUGAACUGCUUGCAGAGCUCCUUGGAAUUUCCACCCACUGUCCAAUCAGUUGUUCACUUUUAUUUCCAAAUUUUGCACCUGAACGAGGUGAAUUACGUACAUUUUGUUUUGUACAUGAGUGUACUGGGAAGGGGCCUGUGGGUGAGGAACCAAAUGGCAUAAGUGAAUUGAUACCAGGUCAGGGUCAAAACCUAAAUAUAUUAAGUGGGUACAGUGUAAAGAGUUGGCUGCCUCCUAAUGUUAAUUGUAGACUUCUUCUCCAUGAACUUUAUGGAAGAGAUUUAGCAAUUAGAUUAACAAAAUUCAGUGAGGAGGAUGUAUAAUUAAAAAGAAAAGACUUGCAGGUUACAGGGGAGAGCAGGAUAGGUCUUUCCAAGAGCCAGCAAGGGCAUAAUAGAGCAAAUGGAUGCCAUGUGUGAUGCAAGACCCAAUGAAAUAAUGGGUUCUAUGGACCGCUUCAUAUACUCUCUCAACUGACAAGGGUGGGACUGAGUACAGAUAUAUAUUGUCCCUGUCUGUCUUAAUAGAACAUAGUUGCAGGGGGCUAGAUAAAGGAAGAGAAAAUGAGGACUUUGGUGAUUGACCUUUUAAAAUAAGGGCCCAAAAAUAUUUGUUACUGUGUUAGUAUUACCUUUAUUGAAAAGAGAAAAGACUGCCAUAUCCGCCAUCACUAUCUAUUUGACAAUGCAUCCACAGAACGAGACCUCCUGGUACCAAAUUACAAAGGAGAAAGUCUUACUUGCAUACUCCCCCAUUUUCCCAAAGGCAAUCAAGCAAUCCACAGAAACCGUGGUCACCUCACAAUCUAUCACAAGAUGAAUGGGAUGAAAUUAGUGAGUCACAUUAUUAACAACCCCUCCCCCCCAUCCACCAUCCUAAGCAGUCUCCCCCUUCUCUCCCAAUGCACUGUCCACCAUGUACAGUGACCACUCCAGGGUUAGCAGAGUUACUUUGACUGUACUUCCCAAACCCUCAGCCUCUCCUACUGUGAAACACAAAGCAGCAAAGGCAUGGGAACACAACCACAUCCAGCUUUCCCUCCAAGUCAUACCCCAUCCUGGUUCAGAAAUGGACCACCAUUCCUUCAUUGUCACUGGGUCUGAAUCCUGAAACUACCUGCUCAGCAGUACCAGGGAAGCACCUUCACCAGAAGCAAUUCAGUGGCUCAUCGCCACUUCCUCAAAAGCAAGUAAGGAUAGAUAAUUAGUGCUGCUUUUCCCAGUGAUGCCCAUAAUCUGAUAAUUAAAUACGUGGACCUCCACACUUAGUGCUUGGCCUUUGACUAGUGAACAGUCAUGCUUAGCUGUAACUUCUGCGCUGUCUUGAACUCCAGUCCAAGGAUAUCAUCCAAGAAAUCCCAAUGCAAAAGAGGCCACACCAUUUCAUGUGUCCAACUAGACAGAGUGGAUAGCUUUAGAAGCCUCGUCUUACCAUAUUAAUUCAAGAGACGAGGACAACACUGGCCAUUUGAGAGGCAGAAUGAACUCUUUCAUUUAAAAGGCAACUGUUGGGUUUGAAGUUGCAUCUGGUCCAUGUUAGGUAAAAGAAGGAGAUUUCUUUCAUUAAAGGACAUGAGUGAACCAGAUGGGUUUUUACUUCAAUAUGGUAGCCAUUAAGAUACAAAUAUUACAGUGCAAGUACUGAUAGCUACCUUUUCUGAUACUGGAUUUAAAAAAAAAUAAAAUUCACAUUGUUACAUAAUUAAAUGAAUUUAAACCCUCUUGCUGAAUGUUAAAAAUAAGAGUGGGUGGGUGGGAAGGUCAUUCAGCCACUGCUCUGUCAGCCAGUAAGAUCAGGGCCAGUCUGAUCUUGGCCUCAUCUCCACUUUCCUGUCUGCUCCUCUUCACCCUUAUCUCCCCUUUGGUCUCAAAGUUGCACCUCCUUCAGCAUCUUCAAUGACUCCACCUGCUAGAGCAUCCCAAAGAGUCAUGACCCUCUGAGGGAAGAAGUUCUCCAUCUUAAAUGGGCUACCCCGUACUCUGAAACCAUGCCCUCUAGAUCCCCACAGAAGGAAAAACAGCAUCCAUCAUGUCAGUCCCCCUCAGAAUCUUACAUUUCCAUGAGAUCAUCCUUCUCACCUCCAGUCAGUAUCAGCCAUGCAUAAUCUCUCCACAUAAGACAGAGUUGAUCAAGUGAAUCUUAUUUGAACCGCUUCAAGCACAAAUGUAUCCCUGCCGAAGUGAGGAGACUGAAACUGUGCGGUGUUCUGCCGUUGUUGUUUCAUCAAGGCCUUGUGCAGUUACAGCAAGAUGACCCUGCUAUCAUAUUCCAUCUCCUUUACAAUAAAGACUAAUAUUCCAUUUAGAAACAUGGAAAACCUACAGCACAAUUCAGGCCCUUCGGCCCACAAAGCUGUGCCGAAUUUCACUCCCGAGUUACUUGUUGUACCUGCUGCAGUGGGAUUUGCGCUUGUGUCAUUAAGUUAUUAGCCUUGGUAUCCAGACUGAAAGUCCAGCCACAGUGUGAUCAUACCGCCAGUACUUGCAGCGCAACAUACACCUGUUGGCCAAUGCACAGUGUGGGAGAUGUAGGUUGUGCCCACAGGUGAUAUAUCUUCACAAUCCCUUUGCUUCCCUCUUGUACACCUUCUAUCCAACCUUCUUUUAAAUUCAUCACACAAACCGGCUUCAAUGUAUUUCAACAAUCUGUCAAAGCAAAGCCAGUUAACAUUUGUAUGUGAUGAAGGUAAUCUGCUUCUUCAUGAGGGGGCUACAUGAAGUACAGUUUGACUCCCUGAAAUAAUUCACAUAUGCCACGAACUGAAGGAGCAAUGAUCAGAAGUGGAUAACCGCAUUGGGAGAUCCAUAUAAGGUCAGAAUCUGAAUUAGGAACCAUUUCUUCCUCAUACCGCCAAUGCUUGCACUGUGACGUACAUAUCUUUGACCUAUGUGGGAGAUAUAGACAUUGGUGUAGGUCCUGCCCACAGAUGCAGAAGCACUACCACUCUUGCCUUCCACAAUGAAACCUAGUGAGACAGUGCCGAAAUUCAGUAUUCUUUCAGAUCCUGAGCCCCACCCCAAACACCACAUCCAAUCCAACGUCCACACUGCUUACUUUCCUCUCCAGUGUUUGGCUUCUCCCCAUCACUGCAAUACCAUCCCUCACACCCACCCAAGAGCACCGUGGAGCACCUUCAGUGGAGAGAGUGCAGCAGUUCCAGAAGGCAGCUCGUCCCCAUCUUUUCCAGGGCAAUAAGAAUGGGCAGUGAACGCUGUCCUUGCCUGAAACACCCCUAUCUCAAUAACCAAAUAAAUCUACCUUUAGUUUUACCCUUUCUAUAUUCAACUGGGGACAAAGCAUUCAGUAACAUUGACCUGCCACACUCUCUACCACAAUUUUUUUAAUCCAUUCUGACUUUCAAAAAACCUCCUUAAAACUUACUGCCUUGAUAAAAAGCUCAUCCUUGCUCUUAAUGUCCCAUCAAAUGUUGUUUGGAUCUGGUCCAAGGCAUUGAAUUCCCUGGCGAUGUUCUGCAAUAUUAAUGGCAUUAUAUAGAUGCAAGGUGCUUAACCGCAUUGAAAGCUUAUAUAAAAUCACCACUGUAAUCAAUCCAACAAAAUACGUGCACAGAAGUAAAUUCAUAGAUUUUAAUUCCAUGUUUAUCGUGUAUGGAUAUAAUAAUAAAUACAAAUUUCUAUGUGCCAACAUUGCUUUGGGAGAGUAAUUCUGCCUUGAAAGUCCCUGUGAAAAAAAUUCCCCAGAGAGCUAAUUGUGGAUCUGUUCAUCACCCAAGAUAGUCAUUCCGGAAUUGUUGCACAGCAGAGUAAUCAAAGCAAUUUGCAUUUAUAUAGUGCUUUUACAGAAGUAAAUCACCCGAGGCUCUCCACAGCAGACAUAGGCUGACACCAAAACACAUAAGGAGUUAUUAGAACAGGUGAUCAUAACCUGGGCUGGGUUUCUAGGAGAGGUUUAAAGGAAGAUAAGUGGAGGCAAUGAGGGGGUCAAUUUGAGUAGCGGAGCCCAGUUACUGAAGGCAACAUUGCCACUGGUGGAGUGAUUAAACUUGAGGAAAUGCAAGGGGCAAGAAUAAAUGAAUGCAUGACCAUCAGAGAGUUGGAAAAAGGUACAUUGGUGAAUGGGUGCUAGGUAACGGAUGGAUUUUGAACAAAACUAUAAGAAUUUUACAGUUGAGCCACUGGUGGGUUGUGAAUUGGUGCAGGGUGAACAUGCCGUUAAAAAUCUUCCCAGGCACCCAAGUGAAAAUAAAGAAUACACUUGGUUUCUCUUUCACUGGUGAGAUGUUUAAUCUUUCCCGUUUCUAAGAAAUAAGAGCAAGAUUAAAGUUGCUUGACAUUGUUACAGCUGCCAUUAUAUUUGGAAGAUAUGAUUAGACAUCUUGGUCAGAGAAAAGUUGCAGGUCAUGCUUUGUAUUGUGAAUGUGGCUACAAUGGGCCUGAUUUAUGUUGAUCACCUUUUGCUUUACAUUGGUUUUGAGUUUUAAAACCAAAAUAAAGGACCCACAAGCAUAAAUUAGAGUUCAAAAAUAAUCUUCUAAAAGAGAGAUUAAAAUUUGUGGAUUUAUUUAUAUUAAAAAUAGCAUCUUAUUUUUUCAAAGUAUCAUAAAUUGGAUAACUAUAUCAUACAAAUUUGACUAAUAGGAACAUCAGAAGCAACAGGUGCCUAAUAUUGUGAUCAACCUGCAAUAAUUUGCAGUUGCCAGAAUUGUACAUUAAAGAGUAAACGCAAAAUGCAUUCUCUUUGGAUGGAUUACAGAGGAAGUGAAAAUGAAUAAAGCACAGGGUAAUUAUACUUAGCAUGACAAUUAUAGUUUAGAUAUUUAAUGACAGCCCAAAAGGGAAAUGCUUUCCAGUAAGGAAGCAAUAGGGUAAUUUUUUCAAUAAAAAAAGGUAAUCUGAUUUUCACCUCUGUCUGCAGCGCAGUUUGAAAGAGCUUUUCCAAUAAAAAGCCAAGCCUAUUGUAAGUGUCUGUUGCAGAGUAAACGCUAGUGUAGUCAUUUCCUUCUUAGGCAGUCCGUCAAGUUCAAGGAUAACUUGCUUCUGAAUGACUUGUGGUUCUGUGGGAUCAGAGGUGGCUGCUGAGGCUCAUGUGGUAUCCACCAACUCUGCCACAGGAGGGGCAAGUUAGACUGGUUGGGGCAGGCAGGUAGGUAAUUGGUGGAGCACUCCUACUAGGCUUCUACAUGCUUCUGAUGAAGGGACUAGAGGUUCUUGGUGCCUUCAUUUUGAUUGGUCAGGAGCAAGGGGUUCCUACAAGUCAGUGAGGGUCUUUCAUUUUUUUAAGGAAGGUCAUCCUUCAAGCUUUCUUUCGAAUCUUCUGGAAAUCUCUGAGCAGUUUGGAGCAAAGUGCCUGUUUCCAGCACUCAAAUGUUGGGUUGUGGGGGCAAGAUGCCUCACUCUUGAAAACCGGUUGAGUGUAAAUAGAGCCUCAAUACUGAGGAUGUUACAGUUCGGUCUGGCUCAGAGCAGGAGAUAAUUGGGUACUGAGAACUCCGAGAAUGUCUCCAUGAGAUUCCCACCAACACCUCAUGCAUUCACUGCCACCAAUGAUGAGAAUUACAAUUCACUAUAAACAGAAACAAAAAUGCUUUCUAAAGCUUGUUGAGAAAACUUUGUCCCAUGGAAUGUAGAAUUUCUUAGCCAAAUGUGCGCAAGUUCUUCAGAGAUUUUGUCCCAUUACAGGCUUUGCAUCAGAGUCAAGGGCAAUGGUCAUCAUUAUUAUUCCCACAUUGCAGGCGAUUAUUUAAAACAAAAUAUGGCACAAGUCAAUCUUAUAGGAAUAAAAACCAUUUCCAUUCAUGUUGAUGUUUGAGGUACAUUGAGUCAUGACUUAUUCUUACAUUUUUAAACCAGACUAAAGAUGUUUUAUAUAAUAAAACUCCAAUUUGGAAACUUAUUUAUUAGAGAAAUGAAGCAGUAUGUUGGCUAAGCAGAUAAUUUUUGACAGUAAGCCAUGUUUUGUCAGAUUUUGAUUAUGUUUGACAAGUGUGUGAAUUACUGAGUCUAUUAGUCAUGCCAUUGUUAAAUUAUUCCUCUUCUGCAUGGGUGCAGUCUCUUCACAUCAAGCACCUACUCAAGACAUUGUAAAUACCACCCUACUCUUUCCAAGUUUUUAUUUUCCUAAUCAAAACUCCAUUCUUGGAAAAAAAUACGCACACCUACUGAUUUGUUACUGCCAAAUGUUGACAAAUCCACUGCCUGUUCAAAGAAAUGUUUUCAAAGACAUCUCUCAACGCGCCCGAUUCUCCCUCUCUCUCUCCCUCUGCACCACCAUGUCUCUCAGAAAAUGUCUCACUGCCUAUCUGUUUGCCUUCCAUUGCAAAUUGGUUGGAGCCUUCCAUUGGGUUUCUGCCAUCAUGCCAUUGAUUGAAGGAGGGAUGGAUGUGGUGAGCAGGUGUAGGUCGAGGGGAAGAACACAUCCACUGUAAAGAUUAAGGGAAACAUGUUCAACCCCAACAUCACAAGUAGACUUUGUUUGACAGGCAUGCUCUUAUCUAUCCUUGUAAAAAAAUAAUAAUUUUUUGGUAAGUUAUGAAUUUUUUGUACAGAGAGCUAAAAUGUAAUUAUGUUAAGCUAUUGAUUAAUCUCUGUAAAGCUGUGGGAGGUUGAUUUCUUUGGCUUAAAUAUGAAAUAUUAUCUGCCUGUUUCGCUUUGUAUUUCAGCUGCGUUGCACAGUUAAUGCAUUUUUGUCACUUGUGUGUUCAUUUGGAAACAUUAAUACUAAAUGUACAAACAUUAAACUGUUAUUGGUAUUUUUUGUUCUUUUUAAAUGUAAUGUCUCGGUAUAAAUAAUAAUUGUAUGAACUGGUAUGGUUGCUUCUCUCAAAGAGGGCUUAAUUAUAUUACCAGUGUGUUGAAUAAUA
Messenger RNA from Pristis pectinata (smalltooth sawfish), 12633 nucleotides. It is a transcript of the gene aff2, whose product is annotated as AF4/FMR2 family, member 2. Gene Ontology annotation, cellular component: nuclear speck; nucleus. The transcript is spliced from 21 exons. The coding region runs from base 103 to 3909 and encodes 1268 amino acids. Gene Ontology annotation, molecular function: G-quadruplex RNA binding. The record is from RefSeq and is a predicted model, not a curated record. NCBI's taxonomy places the organism in Eukaryota, Metazoa, Chordata, Chondrichthyes, Rhinopristiformes, Pristidae. Gene Ontology annotation, biological process: regulation of RNA splicing.